Penicillium malachiteum is the source of this 438-nucleotide messenger RNA. RefSeq lists its product as uncharacterized. The transcript has a single exon. Lineage: Eukaryota; Fungi; Ascomycota; Eurotiomycetes; Eurotiales; Aspergillaceae. The coding region runs from base 1 to 438 and encodes 145 amino acids. The record is from RefSeq and is a predicted model, not a curated record.
AUGAAUUCCAAUGAGCAGGUCAUUUUUGUCGCGCGGGCAAGCACUGCCCCAAACGUUGAGGAAAAGAUUCAGUGGCUCCUUGAGAGACUGGAAUUCGUCCAAGACGAGUACAGACUCGGAGAAGCAUGCGGUGAAUAUGCUGAAGACCCACAGCGGUUUGCAUUUGUCCAUCCAUCGAAUCGAGCGCUCCCUCGAGAGGGUGCUACGAUAGGCUUCCUCCGCGGCAUACUCAAAAACUUGAAGACCCAUCCUCCAGAGAUAUUACUCGUUGUGUCGUGGUGGUAUGGUCUAACCACCAACCCCUUUGACUUUGAUUAUAUCUUCUCGGCUUUAUGUCCCGGUGUGCGUGCCAGUGUUGUGCUUCGCAUCUAUGCAGAAGACCCACGGCGCUUCUUUGAAGUCAAUGCAGGAAAAGUCUGUGAGUUACUCCGGGGAUAA